CCCGGCAGAGAGCUUGCUAGUGUCCGGGUCGGCGAUGAAUGCAGUUUCCUCGACGAUUGCAGCGAGUCCGGCUCGGAGAGAAGUGCGGGUGGAGGACUGCGGCGCCCCGCGCCUCGGAGCGCCGGAAGGGGCUGUCCAAGCAUCCUCGGGGUCUCACCUUGGAGGGGGGGCAGCGAGGCUUUUUGGCACCUGAACGACGGAAGGCGCUCGUCCCGGCAUCUCCUCCCUGGACAGGCUGGCGGCAGCCCCUCCUAUUUCUGAAUGUUUUGCUAAAGGGCAUGCUGAGACCCGGCCUCAGCCUCCCAAGGAAAAUCUUCUGUGAGGACUGCAAGGCAUACAAAGAUUCAGAUGGAAAUUUUUAUAUGAGCAUAUCAUGCCCAGUGUACUGCUGUGGGACCUGCAAUAAUCGAUCUUGUUGCUCCGACUACUUGCAAAGAUUUGAUGAAAUUAAAGAGCUUACAUGUAGUUCGCAGCUAUUUGAAAGCAGCUAUCCGUCAGCCGAGGAACAACCAAUGAAGUUCCGAUCAGAUAUGGAUGACUGGUAUUCCCCUCCUCCCAGUGGGACUAUUAUAGCGAUCGGAGUCUCACUUUUCAUCCUGUUCAUAGUGACGAUCAUUGUCUGCUUCACCUGCUCGUGUUGCUGCCUGUACAAAGCGUGCCGAAGACAGCCGCGGCCUGUUGUGACAACAACUACAGCCACCACAGUUGUACAGGUGCCAUAUCCUCAGCAGCCUGCAGCCGCUUACCCCGCUGGGGUAUACCAGGGUUAUAAUCCGGUGCCAGUGCAGCCACAGCCGGGAAUGCCAGGAGCCCCCUACCCCGUGCAGUAUCCUCCGCCUUAUCCUAUGCAACCUGCAGCACCGCCAGCCUACCACGAAACAAUGGCAGCUGAUGCUGGAGCUCCUGUAACUCAGCCACCUUACAACCCAGCAUAUAUGGAUCCUCCAAAGCCUUCAUACUAAAUGGACUGACUGUUGUGCAUCUAUGCAGAAACCUCUUCAAAUCCGUUUUCUGGUGCAUUUUCUGAAAAUAGUUCUGUAAGAGUAGGUAGGGAGAGGGGGAAGGACCCCCAAAAAAUUGAAUGCCACAAGAAAAGAUGAACCUACCUGUGGAUUUGAUCCAUUAAAAUAGUUGAAGGUUUUAGAAAAGAAAAAGAUGUAAAUGCUGGAGAGAUUGCUCAAGCACAGGAAUCUAGGCUAUAUUGUACAAUAUUCUGAAGUCUAGCAGAAAAGAGUGGCUGUGAUGAGACAAACAAGUAUGCACUCCAAUAAUGUGACCAGUAAUUAUUACUGUUUAGAAAGCAAGAGGUAUAUUUCAGUAAAAACAACCAUGAGGUAUUGCAUUUUCACAAGCAAGGAAAAUAAUCAAUGGUAGAAUGGCUGUUCUGUUUUUAGCAAGAAAUAGUAUACAUGUUAAUAUGUCAGCAAACACAUAAUUAAUUUGCUUCACUAUAACCUUUCCUAGUCUUAAUUUCAGUCAUGGAAAUGGUAUACCCAAGAUAGUUCUUGGUAUCUAAGAUGGCUCUGCAUAAGAUUGGUUGUUUGAGAUUAUUAAUAAUCUCAACAAGGAGAACAGGCAACAAAGCUUUGGUAUUCCAGGGUAUUGGAAGCUUUUUGUAGAAGAGUGAGGUAUAACUUACCAUUCAUUGAUGUAAUAUUAUUCUUACACCCUAACAGGAAUAUUCUGGUUUAGGGUUCUAAUGAACCAGCCACGCCCUCUUCCAAGAUGCUACAAGGCAAAAGGAACUGAAAUAGGGAUGUUUACUUCCUGCAUCUGCCACUCUGACUUUCCACUUGUUUUUGUUUUCCAUAUCAACAUUCCCUGUGUGGUUUUCAUGGCCUUGCACUCUUGCCAUUAUUAAGGCUUUAUUUCUGCACUCCGUGGGGCAUUCCCAAGCGUAGUGAUCACCCCGCUUCACCUCCCAGCAGCCCUGAUUUGGCUGCAGUCUUGUCAGCACUCAGCAUCUUGGGCUGGCUGUCAGGAGGAGCUAUUUUGUUAUGCCAUGGCAAUGUUGUGCAAUGCUUGGCUUCUUGUUGCCAUUUGAAAAGAAUUAAUCUUUUGGUCGGAAAAGUAAUUGCCCGAUGCUUUCUUGCCUGUUUGUAAUUUCUGUUAUAUUUUCCUAUUCAAGAAAUUACUUAUAUAAUGACCAAGGCCACAGUUCACACUUUCCUGGGUACAAGCCUGAUUUAAUUUAGUGGAGAUUACUUCUGAGCAGAUAUGUAUAGGAUUAUGCUGUAAAAUCUAUUAUAUAGGGAUAGAUCCCUCUGUCUUUAUAAAGAUGCAGUAUCUGAUUUGACUUUACAGUCUACAUAAAUGCUUCUGAUUACUAUUAACAUAGGACAUUUUUCUCUCACAUGCAGUUUCAAAAUGUAAUGGGGCAAACAUUAGCCAGACCUGCAUUCUGCCAACAUGACUGAACCCAUGUGCAUAUUUCCACAUAAAGUCACUGCAUCUCAAAUUAUAGCUCUGCCUACUUUUAUCGCUAUACUGUGGCUCUCUGAAACAGCAUGGUGUCUUUAAAGCCUUUAUGAUUCCUUUAUCUCCAGUACUAGACAGAAGAUGUUAAAACAAUUGCAUCUAUUAAAAAUCAUACAUCUUGAGUAAUUCCUGCUUCAUUGUGACACGUGAAAUGCUGGUUCAUGCAAUCAUGUGAUUUUAUGCACAAUAACAAUAGAAUUAAUCUGACAGUAUUUGCUUAUGUAUGAGAGAGAUUUCUCUGUUGGCAACUCCACUGUAACGCGUGAGCUCUGUUGAAAUUAAUAGCAUUUGUGUCACUAUAUGGGGAAAGUAUUCCGGCCAAUGAGAGACUUUUAAUUAAUGUGGUGCAUGUCACUUUCAUUACUACUUUUUUUACUGAAGAAGGGAAAUAGAAUUUAAGCUUUACAUUAUACAUUUCCUGUAUUUAGUUUUGUAUUGUGAACUUUGAAAGUGCCUUUUCCAGACUUUUCUAAAUGCAUCAGUACAGUGUGCUAGAUCAAUAUUAGCUGAUGUUCCCGGUAUAGUUUUUCAUCUUAAUUUGUAUGUUGAUGGCUGUAGGAAACCAGACACAGUGAAAAGAAUUGGCAUUUUUUCUGCUCUUUGUAAUAAAAUAUUGUUUAAAAUA
Molecule: messenger RNA, 3103 nt
Organism: Varanus komodoensis (Komodo dragon)
Lineage: Eukaryota; Metazoa; Chordata; Lepidosauria; Squamata; Varanidae
Gene: SHISA5
Product: shisa family member 5
Exons: 6
Coding region: 39-962 (307 amino acids)
Biological process (GO): positive regulation of canonical NF-kappaB signal transduction
Cellular component (GO): endoplasmic reticulum
Source: RefSeq, a predicted model, not a curated record